AUGCGUCUCGCUGGCGGCAUCGCCCUGGUCCUCGGCCUGGCCAGCGCAUCCUCCUCCAGGCCUCAUCCUCGCUCUUUAGAUUCCCGCGACUUUUUCGCUCUUCACAUUGACGCCACAACCUCCCCCCACCAUGUUGCCCGCUCCCUAGGUGCCCGUUACGAGGGCCAAAUUGGCCAACUGGCAGAUCACCAUACCUUCUCCCUACCACGCGAUCAAAGCGAAGAUUUAAGUACAUUACUGGAAAAUAUAAAGACAAAUCGGAAACUUCGUCGCCGGUCUGGUGAAAAUGUUGGCCGGAGUGCAGAUCCGUUGGACGCCAUCUUAUGGUCCGAGAAGCUUGCGCCGCCGAGGCAACGACUACAGAAGCGUGCACCUCCCUCCACCGAUUUUACCCGUCGAUCGGACGAUUCCCCUGAAAAGAGUGCUCUUGAUAUUCAGAGCGAUAUUGCUUCAACCUUGGGGAUCAAGGAUCCUAUAUUCAAGGACCAGUGGCACCUUUUCAACCCUUUACAACCCGGACAUGAUCUCAACGUUACGGGAGUCUGGCUUGAAGGGAUAACUGGAGAGGGCAUUGUCACAGCUAUUGUCGAUGAUGGACUGGACUUUGAUAGUAAUGAUCUCAAGCCCAACUAUUUUGCUGAGGGAUCUUGGGAUUUCAACGAGCAUGGUCCGGAGCCUCGUCCUCUACUUUCGGACGACCGACACGGCACCCGUUGCUCAGGAGAAAUCGGUGCUGCAAAGAACGAUGCCUGUGGUGUUGGAGUUGCGUAUGGUAGCAAGGUCGCGGGUAUUCGCAUUCUAUCAAAGCCGAUUGACGAUGUGGAUGAGGCGGCUGCUAUUAACUACGAGUUCCAGAAGAAUGACAUCUACUCUUGCUCAUGGGGCCCCAUCGAUGAUGGCGCCACCAUGGAUGCACCGGGUGUUUUGAUCAAGCGAGCAAUGGUCAACGGUGUGCAAAAAGGACGCGGUGGAAAGGGUUCCAUCUUUGUCUUCGCUGCCGGCAAUGGUGCACAAUUUGGUGACAACUGCAACUUCGACGGGUAUACCAACAGUAUUUACAGUGUCACGGUGGGAGCCAUCGAUCGGCAAGGAGGUCAUCCCUCAUAUUCGGAAUCUUGCUCGGCCCAGCUGGUAGUUGCAUAUAGUAGUGGAGCUGGCGAUGCGAUUCACACCACAGACGUCGGCCAUGACUCUUGCUAUUCGAACCACGGUGGUACCUCCGCGGCUGGUCCGCUCGCUGCAGGCAGCAUCGCCCUUGCACUGAGUGCUCGACCGGAUCUGACUUGGCGUGAUGUUCAAUACUUGAUGGUAGACACUGCCGUUCCGGUCAGCGAGAAUGAUGGAAGCUGGCAAACCCUUCCAUCCGGCCGGAAAUUCAGCCAUGACUGGGGUUUUGGUAAGGUCGAUACAUACUCGCUGGUCUCAAAGGCUCGUACCUGGGAAUUAGUGAAGCCGCAAGCUUACUUCCAUUCGCCGUGGCUGCGAGUUCACCACAAUAUUCCCCAGGGCUCGCAGGGCUUGCUUAGCCGAUUCACAGUGACGGCUGACCAGCUCAAGGGUGCUAACUUUGAUCGCCUGGAGCAUGUCACCAUUACUAUGAAUAUCGAUCAUGCUCGUCGUGGUGAUCUCAGCGUGGAACUACGUAGUCCCUCUGGCAUCGUUAGCCAUCUGAGUGUUGCUCGCCGUCAUGACAAGGAACCUGUUGGGUAUGUUGAUUGGACUUUCAUGUCCGUUGCUCACUGGGGUGAACCCGCUGUCGGCGAGUGGACGGUGAUCGUUAAAGAUACGGAGGUCAAUGAGUUUAGUGGUGAAUUCGUUGAUUGGAGACUGAACCUUUGGGGUGAGGCUGUCGAUGCAUCCAAGCAGCAUCUUCACCCAUUACCCGAUGAGCAUGAAGAUGACCAUCCCUAUGAGGAGGCUCAUGUGGCUACAACAACCCUACCACCUGGCCCAUCAAAUACCGCCCCGCCCAUCAGCAACCCCGAUGAUCAUCACGAUCGUCCUGUAAAUCAGAAGCCGGGAGAUCCCACAGUUACUCAACCAGCAGACGAGGAGCUCGAGGUGGUGAACAAUGGUACCACUACCGGUGAUGCUGCUGGUCCUAGCAAGACUGAUGCAUCGGAUAAUUAUCUGUCCUCUUAUCUGCCGACAUUUGGCGCCUCCAAGCGCACUCAGAUCUGGAUCUACGCAUCGCUGGGUAUGAUUAUUGUCUUCUUUAUUGGUCUUGGUGUAUUCUUCCAAAUCCAACGUCUGAAACGCCGUCGUACCAACCCUCAAGAUGACUACGAGUUUGAGAUGAUUGAAGACGAAGAUGAGAUGCAACCCAUGGCCGGGUCAGGUGGACGUACCCAGCGCCGUGGCGGUGAAUUGUAUAAUGCAUUUGCUGGCGAAAGUGAUGAAGAAAUCUUCAGCGAUGACGAGGAGAAACCAUAUCGGGAUGGAUUGGCUAAUAUCCCGGAGAAUGAUGAUGAAGAUGCGUCUGCAGGCAGCCACCUUUUGUCUGAGAAGCAUUAG
Messenger RNA from Penicillium malachiteum, 2514 nucleotides. It is a transcript of the gene kexB, whose product is annotated as kexin kexB. The transcript is spliced from 2 exons. Gene Ontology annotation, cellular component: trans-Golgi network; Golgi membrane. Gene Ontology annotation, biological process: protein processing. The record is from RefSeq and is a predicted model, not a curated record. Bases 1 to 2514 code for a protein of 837 amino acids. Gene Ontology annotation, molecular function: serine-type endopeptidase activity. NCBI's taxonomy places the organism in Eukaryota, Fungi, Ascomycota, Eurotiomycetes, Eurotiales, Aspergillaceae.